UUUUUUAUGUCUUCUCAAUGUACUUAGGUUGAGUGAGCCUGUCUUAUCUUUUGGUUAAUGUAAGUUUAAUAACUUCUUAAGCCUGGAGGCUUGACAAAUGUUUAUAUAAGGAUCCUCUAUAGUAUGUAAAAGACUGGGACAUCAGCGCAAGAAGAAAGGCUAUCCGAAGGAAUAUGUGUGCUAUAAGUUUUGUGCAGGAAUUGACGGAUUUGGAGGACCUGACACCAGGCUGAAAUCCAGUUAAGCCUGCGAGACCCGAUAGCUGGUGCAAAAUUCAGACAGGUCCGCGGGACUAGAUAUCUGGCGAGAAGUCCAGUUGGAUUUGUGGGACCUGACAAUCGGCCGAAGUUUAGUUGGGUCUACGGAUUUGACAACUGGUUGGAAGACAUGAUGGGUUAAAAGCAAAUCAAGCAACUGUAGUUGGUAAGUAAAAGGUAAGCAACUGGAGAAGAGAUUCAGUGAGGACGUGUUUUUGGUUGAGGGAACAAUAGGUGUCGGUCCAGCUUAGGUCCAUUUGGGAAACCUAAGCUGAGACCUUGACUAGAUUCUGGUCUCGAGGAGACAGAAUCUAAUUACUACUAUUACCUUAUUGUGUUGAGCUAACUUUAUUUUGCUGGAUAAACUUUUUGUUGUCUAGGCUAACUCUUUUUUACAGGAGAGACUGAAAAGAAUGUCCAAGCGCCCGAACCACAACACCCGAGCAGCCUGGCCAGCAAUCCGGGUUGUCCGGGCGCCCAAAGUUGGUCCAGGCACUCGGACCAGAAAAGUCAUCUAGAAGCUGAGUUGAAGCGCAACAACUAGCCAAACCCAUAUCAACUGUUCAAGCGUCCGGAGGUGAAUAAACUUGACGGAUCAAGAUUCGACGAGAGAUCACCAUGUCAGCAAUGGUCCAGGCACCCAGAGGGGUUCCAGGCGCCUGGAAUGAGCCUAUAUAAAGACCUUCGACCAUCAACUUCAGAACAACAUCUAUUACAAGUUUCAUUCUUGCGUACUGUUCCGAAAGGCUCCGACGACACCGAAAGACUGUUCUGAAGUUCGAAAAAUGAAAGACUUCACAUUUCUUUUAUGUUUGUCGGUAACAAUUAAUUUCAGUUCUUGUACUCAAACCAUUUUGUAGCCCAUUUUUGAACUGAUAGUGUUGUCCAACGAAAGCACUCACCAAGUGUGGGCCUUCGAGUAGGAGUCGUCGAAGGCUCCGAACCAAAUAAAUAAUUACCUGUGUUAGCAUGUGCUUUUGUUCUCUUUCUUUUCUGUUGCGUGACUUAUUUUAAAUUAUAAUUUUCGACGAAUAUUAUUCACGCCUCUCUAACAUCUUUCCGAUCGAACACAUAAGAUGAGGCUCCCUAGUGAAAUCAAAAUUGAGAAAAAAUACUUUUCCAAAGUGCCUAAAAUCAUCCUAAUUCAACUUUUUAAAAAACUUAUUCCUGUUCACCAUUAUUGUUCACUGGUUAGCCUUUACUAUUAGUAUUUAUAAUUAGUAUUCACAGUUUAAAAUACCGGAAACCUCCGUCGGAGUUACUUAAAAACUUAACAUCCAACUUCAAUCACGAAGCAAAUAUCCAACCAAUUAUCCAACUUCGCCGCGAGAAAUAAUUAAAAAUUGGUAUAAUAUAUAUAUAAAAGGAUGUAUGGCGUGUCUAGUUACCUGCCUUGGAAAGAUCUAGUUGUCACUAAUCACCUAGAUAUCCUUCUAUGGUAUUAUAUUGACCAAAAAAUACAGAUUGUCCAAUAAUAUUCUUAUUGAUCAUGUUAUAAAACAUGCAUAUUGUUCUCUAUGCUAAUUGAUCAAGUUUUAGAACUUCAAAUAGGCUCUAUAUAUCAAAGCAUGUGACUAGGACUACAAAAACCUCGUCUUUGUGAGGAACAAUAUAUUUGCAGUGCUGAGCUAUGCUAUGCGUAUCCUUCAUAGCAUCACGCCUUGUUUUGUUGCCGCGAUAUUAGUUUCAUGUAUAAUAGGAUUAUCUUGCGAACACUAGUUAUUCUUUCAUGGAUUAUUUGUCUAGUGUUCUCAUGAAUCAUUGAUUUCAUUUGUAGUAUAAGCUAGUGUACGUGGAAAAUCAUGGUUGAAGUAUUAUUUCAAUUGUAAACUACCCUAUACGAGUGUUCAUCACAACCAUGCUUCUGUGCAAGAUCAGUCCGAUAUAAUAUUUGCCUACAUUUCUUCUUUGAUAUUUUAUGUAGCUUUUUGAAUUUGAUAGUAUAAAUUAAAAAUAGUGAAUUAAAUUAAAAAAUAUAUUUUUAAUUUUGUAUUCUACCUGUUUAAAAAUUUAUUAUCGUCCGAACUUAACAGAAAGAGUAGCAUUUUAAAAAUAAGAGAUAUGAUUUGAGAAUUAUGAAAAUUAGAUUCAUGGAUCAUGAUUAGAUCACAUAAAGGCCGUCCGGCGGGGUGCACGGGGCCAUGUCAGCCUCCGCACGGGUCGAUUUCUUAUUGGGUCAUUGGCCUGGAGUUGUACUCCACACGGCUCCAUGCCGAGUCAGCUUAGACUGCACCUCCAAUCAUAAUACAUCUUCUUCUUUUUUUUCUCAAAUAGCUCAAUUGGUACAGUUCAAUGCCGCCGUUCAAUCCUAUGCGGAGGUGCUCUACUUCUUUCUAGCCAACAGAGAGCCGAAGCCAAAUUCGCAAACUGUUGUGCUUCUCUCUGCUCAUCUGUCGUUGGACCAGAAGAAACAAAAUGACGUCGUAUUACAUGGAGGGAGGGACGGCGCAGAAGUGUCAGAUGUGUGAUGAGGAUUGGUGGUCCGGCGGAGGGUCGACGGCAAAGCUGCCAAUGAGUUUGCUUACGGUCCCUCACUGCAGAGGAAACUUUAAGGCCCCAAGUUGAAUGAAGACCAGUCAGAAUGAGAUUUAAAAACAGGCGAACAGAGGUAAGAGACUAGUGCGUCGCAUGAAGGUAAACUGCCGGAAAAAAGGAUAUUCUGAGUCUCUGACAAUAUUAACGUAAAUGGAUACUGCACAGAAAGAAACAAACACAAACCACAAGAACUCCCAGUGGCAGUCAAUUGGUCGUCACAUGCACCAUGGUAAAUUUAUCUUGGCCACUAUAUAAAUGCACUCUUGGUGGGAGUAGACGUUGUAAAUUGCUUCUCAGCUCCCGCUUGGUGGCUUAUACUUACCGUCUGGCUCUCUCUACUGUGACUGUCGUGUACUUGAGUCUCUCGGUCUCGUCUCCACCGGGCUCUGGUCCUCCGCGGUGAUGGAAAAGAGAUGAGGAACCGGCAUCAUCUCCCGCCCACCAUGCCGCCCUCUCCCUCGGCCUCCUCAGGCUGCUUCGACCUUCUCUGCACGGAGGACGCAGGCGAAUUCACCAGUUACCGUGACAACCCCGACGAGUCCGUCGCCAUAGAGGGCGAGCCGGCGUUGGCUGCGACCGAGGUCGGUUCGGUUCUGUUCGAGGCCGAAUCGCUAGACCCGGCGGCACGGCGCGACGCCGUCGACUGGAUUCUCAAGGUGCGUGCUUGUUAUCGGUUCCGCCCACUGACGGCGUAUCUCGCCGUUUCCUACAUGGAUCGUUUCCUUGCUUCUCACCGCUUGCAGCAAAACGGAUGGGCACUGCAACUUCUAUCAGUAGCUUGCCUCUCCCUAGCUGCAAAACUGGAGGAAACACUGGUCCCAACCCUUUCGGACCUGCAGGUGGAGGAUGCAAAGUUCAUCUUCGAGCCUCGUGUUGUGUUUCGCAUGGAACUUCUUGUGCUCUCUGCGUUAAAUUGGAGGCUUCAAACUGUGACUCCCUUCAGUUUUGUUGAUUUCUUUGCUUAUAAGAUAUAUUCUUCCAGUAAGCGAGCAAGAGUCUUGGCUUCGAGAGCCACACAAAUCAUAUUAGCAGCAAUGCCGGAGAUUGACAUCACAACUCAUUGGCCAUCGGCCCUCGCUGCGGCUGCCAUAAUCCGUGCAGUGGAUGGGACUCGGGAUCUAGCCGUUUUCAGUCCUACAAUUGCAGCAUCAUGGUGCGCUGGACUAACUGAGGAGAGAAUCUCCAAUUGCUAUGGAACUAUGCGACAAACUGUUAUCGAAGGAAGGCUAAGAAAGUCUCCAAUGAUUCUUUCACAGCACAGGGUAUCUAGUCCAUCUAAGAGGGAUUCUAGGAUCUCAUCUUCCUCCUUAUCUCAACCAACGAAGAGAAGGAAGCUUAACAAACACAAUCGCCAUUGAGUAGCUAGUGGAAUGACUCUGCUGGAAAUAAGAAAGCAAGGUAUUGUAUAACGGUUGAGAAUCAUAUUGGUUUGGCAGAUUCUGUAGUAUUUUGUGCAGGAGUUUGGUUUGUUUCCGUUCCAGUGUGGAAGGCUAGGAUUUUUCUUCUUUUCUUUUUAGUCAUUAUAGUUGCUCCAUUUGUUGGCUCCUAUUAUUUUGUGUGGUGCAAGUGUGCAAAAUAUAUGUAUUCCUUUCUGAUGACUGUGGGGACUGUUGCAAAUAGAGAGUGCAUUGAUUAUUGGAAAGAAGAGAGCCAGCUCACGUACGGUUCUUGUUGUAAAAAUAGUUAAAAUCAAUAUCCAAGCAGGAUAACAAGGUAACUGAUGACGUUCCAGAUCUCACACUGUUCCAUUGUUCCUGGUCAAACUCUCUGACUCAUCCUCAUCCUCAGCCUCAGCACAUUGUGCAUGAUGAGAGCUUUCUUUUUGUUGUUUUGUUUAGGUCUUGCUACUUGAGCAUUGUGAAGUAUGAGUCUCAUGCAUGAUGCGUGUGUGUUUCACCUCCAACAUGCUUGUCAGCCUGAAGUGACAGUCAUCUUGAGGCUGUGUUCCUGGAGAUGAAAUCAUUCUGCUAUAGUGGCAGUACCUUUGUGGGGGACGGUAACAUGAUGCUUGGAGAAAGAAGAUGGAUCAGGCAGAGGAAUCAUGAGAGUUGGUCGGAAUGCGUCCAACCAACACAGCUCAAGAAAUAUGCUACGGUGUCGGGCGUUACACCUGAUUGCCUGCGUUGUUAACGAACUUGAAGACUGUGUAGAGAUCCACAUCAUCUGCAAGAAAACAAACAUAUCUGUGCGCAAUUGAAAACAGUGUGGGACCUUGACACUUUACUGAAUCCUCACGGUACAUAACAUCUAGAUUAGGAGUUGUGUUCUACGGUUCCUUGAUUUCUUUCUGUGCUUCUAUUUGUAUUAUCCAUUUUCAUUAUUACUCUUUAUGACUUCCUGCGUCAUCCCUACGACUUGUAGAUUCACUGGUCAAUGGGGAACCGUUUCCUUGAACGAGCAACAUGGAACAGUAGCAGUUGUCUUUCAUACAUCAUUCAGACAAUAUCAUUAUUGUUUUUAUUAA
This is a messenger RNA of Zingiber officinale, 5256 nucleotides long. Its product is annotated as cyclin-D1-1-like. NCBI's taxonomy places the organism in Eukaryota, Viridiplantae, Streptophyta, Magnoliopsida, Zingiberales, Zingiberaceae. Bases 3206 to 4150 code for a protein of 314 amino acids. Gene Ontology annotation, biological process: mitotic cell cycle phase transition; regulation of cyclin-dependent protein serine/threonine kinase activity. Gene Ontology annotation, cellular component: cytoplasm; nucleus; cyclin-dependent protein kinase holoenzyme complex. Gene Ontology annotation, molecular function: cyclin-dependent protein serine/threonine kinase regulator activity. The transcript has 11 exons. The record is from RefSeq and is a predicted model, not a curated record.